Solanum pennellii is the source of this 1051-nucleotide messenger RNA. RefSeq lists its product as uncharacterized. NCBI's taxonomy places the organism in Eukaryota, Viridiplantae, Streptophyta, Magnoliopsida, Solanales, Solanaceae. The transcript has 6 exons. Bases 295 to 816 code for a protein of 173 amino acids. The record is from RefSeq and is a predicted model, not a curated record.
CCCAUACAUUUUACCCACCUCCAUUAGCACCAGUCCAGCGACACUGCACAACCCCUCUUUUGUCUUCACCAUCUCCAUUUCUUCUACUAAACUUUUUGAUAACACCAAGAAAAAAGUUUCGAUUUUUUUUCUUUCUUGUUUACUGCUUAAGCGCAAAGAAUUGCAGAGAAAGGUGAAAGAGAAGUCUAAAACUGCAGGUAAAAGAUGAAUUUCCUUUCAGUAUUGGAGGUCCAGAGGUUCAAAUCGAUGCUUUGACGAAUACCCAUUUGCUUUUUACAGUGUAAUACUUGUUAAAUGCUACUUUGUAGAUCAGUAACCUCGUCGAUUUCACGUAUCUUCGCUUGCAUGGGAAGUUGUCUUGGGUGCUGUGUAAAGCCACCACAUGUUAUUUUAGUGGAUAGGCCAUCCAAAGGUCAGAAAGUUCAGGGUCAACGCUUGAGGAAACGCGGUUCAAGGGAAGACUUUUGGAGCAGUAGUGCUUGUGAGAUGGAGAAUAGUGCAUUUCCUUCACAACGAAGUGUCUCAUCAAUAAGUACUUCAAAUCAGGGCCUUGAUGCUCACAGUAGUUCUAGCACCACAAACAACAACACUGACUUUGUAAAUCAUGGUUUAAUUCUUUGGAGUAAAACUAGGCAAGAAUGGAUUGGAAAUAGAACACCUCAGAAGCAGACUGCAGCUCAGGAAUCUAAACUAAGCUUUGAUGCGAGUUACGAAACUUUGCUGGGGACCAACAAGCCUUUUCCUCAGUCAAUCCCUCUAUCGGAAAUGGUAGACUUUCUUGUUGAUGUUUGGGAACAGGAAGGACUAUAUGAUUGAGCUGUGGGACUUAAACUGAUCUUACCCAACCAUAGCAUUUUCUGUUUGUAAAGUCUACAGAAACCAGAUGGAUGAAAACAAUUAUGUUGGAUCUCAGGAUUUGUAUGUUGACAAGAGGAAAAUUUGAAUGUUUUUUCAAAUGAAGGAGAGAGGACCCUUGUUUAUUUUGCUAAUAAACGAAUUUAUUUUCGAGAAAAGUUAUAUUAACCAUCCAAAUAAACUCCUUGUUUCCAGA